AUGAAGAACGUCUGGGAACAAAACUUUGCUGUGAGUGCAAUCAGCAGAGAGCCUGUGGUAUCAAAGACUACGCACAGGGGAGAGAAUGACAGGCUUGAGUAUGCUGUGUCGUCUAUGCAGGGUUACCGUGUAAACAUGGAGGAUGCUCAUGCAACCAUUGGAGAUUUGGAUGUUUCCACUGCCACAUCAUUCUUUGGUGUUUAUGAUGGCCAUGGAGGACCUGCUGUAUCAAUGUUCUGUGCGCGACAUCUUCAUGUUGAGGUUCGGAACCAUCCAGGGUUUAAAGACAAUCUGCCUACUGCAGUGGCGAGCGCUUUCGUCAGAAUGGAUCAGAUGAUGAUAACGGAGGAGGGACUGAGGGAGUUAUCUCGGUACGGUUUUCCUAGUAGGAAAUUAACUGUCAAGGAUAAGUUAAUGAGUUGUGCUUGUUUGACAGUGAAGAAACACACCGGGCCAAUAGAUGUGGGAAGUACCGCCUGUGUGGCUCUCAUUAGAGGCGACCAGAUCAUUGUUGGAAAUGCUGGUGAUUGUCGUUGUGUGCUCUCACGGAAUGGUCAGGCAAUUAUUUUGACCACCGAUCACAAACCAAGUGUUCCGGCUGAAAAACAGAGAAUAGAGAAUGCUGGACGUUCCGUAACAGUUACUGGAGGUGCCAGUCGUAUUGAUAAUGGAAUUGCAGUCUCAAGAUCAAUCGGUGAUAUGAGGUACAAAACAAAUAGUCGGUUAACCCCUGCACAGCAAGCAUUGACUAGUUCUCCUGAAAUUCGCUUGGAAAAAAUAACCGAUGAUACUGAGUUUCUUGUUAUGGCAUGCGAUGGAGUCUGGGAUGUAGUGCUGAACCAGGGUUUGAUUGAAAUUAUACGCGGGAACAUGAAAUCUGGGAAGGACCUGGGGAAGAUAUGUGAGGCCAUUCUUGAUAUGUGCGUAGAACCACCUCAACCAUCGGUGGAUAACAUGACCAUCCUACUGGUCCGGUUUAAGCACAACGCCCAAGCUCCUGCCAGGAGCAAGGCCAAGGAGCAGUCCGGCAACGAUGACGACCUGCACGGCAAGAGAAAGGGCAAAGCUGCCGCCGCCCCUAAACGCAGAAGCUUCUGAACCUGAGACACAAAUACACAGAGUUGGUUUUUGCCGUCUCUUUUGACCUCAGAAUAUGAGCCAAGAGUGGAGAAACUUAACCUUGAUUUCUCUGCAUACUAGGAUGAGUCCGUAUGAGUUAGUAAUUUUGUCUUACCAGGGACGGCUUGAGAGCCGGCUCAGCU
Lolium rigidum is the source of this 1262-nucleotide messenger RNA. Its product is annotated as probable protein phosphatase 2C 42. Gene Ontology annotation, biological process: protein dephosphorylation. The record is from RefSeq and is a predicted model, not a curated record. The transcript is spliced from 11 exons. Gene Ontology annotation, molecular function: protein serine/threonine phosphatase activity; cation binding. NCBI's taxonomy places the organism in Eukaryota, Viridiplantae, Streptophyta, Magnoliopsida, Poales, Poaceae. The coding region runs from base 1 to 1098 and encodes 365 amino acids.